Messenger RNA from Acanthosepion pharaonis, 1785 nucleotides. Lineage: Eukaryota; Metazoa; Mollusca; Cephalopoda; Sepiida; Sepiidae. The record is from the annotation of a GenBank genome assembly.
AUGUUAUCCAAAUCGUUCUCUUGUCUUUGCGAUCUUAAACCCCGCGGUCAAGAUUUUGGUAUCCGCCUAUUUCUUUAUUCCUUACUUAUUUUCUUCUUCUUCGUUCUUUCUUUCUUUUUUCUUUCUUUCUUUCUUUCUUUUUGUUUUCUUUCUUUCAUUUCAUUAUCAUUCUUUAUCCUAUUUCUUUUUAUUCCUUACUUAUUUUCUUCUUCUUCGUUUCUUUCUUUCUUUUUUCUUUCUUUUUUCUUUCUUUUUUGUUUUCUUUCUUUCAUUUCAUUAUCAUUCUUUAUGUCUUUUUCUUUCUUUAUUUUUUCUUUUCUUUUUUCCUCUUUCAUACUUUCCUUCUUUAUAUUAUCUUUCUUUCUUCCUUCUUUCUUUUUUUUUACAUUAUAUUUUUUCUUUCUUUUUUUUUUUUCUUUCCUCAUUACAUUACGUUUUUUCUUACAUCAUAUUUCUUUCUUUAUUUCUCUUUUGUUACAUUACACCUUUUCUUUCUCUCAUAAAGCCUAUUUCUUUAUUCCUUACUUAUUUUCUUCUUCUUCGUUCUUUCUUUCUUUUUUCUUUCUUUCUUUCUUUUUGUUUUCUUCCUUUCAUUUCAUUAUCAUUCUUUAUGUCUUUCUUUCUUUAUUUUUUCUUUUCUUUUUCUCCCUUUCAUACUUUCCUUCUUUAUAUUAUCUUUCUUUUCUUCCUUCUUUCUUUUUUUACAUUAUAUUUUUUCUUUCUUUUUUCUUUCUUUCCUCAUUACAUUACGUUUUUUCUUACAUCAUAUUUCUUUCUUUAUUUCUCUUUUGUUACAUUACACCUUUUCUUUCUCUCAUAAAUCCUAUUUCUUUAUUCCUUACUUAUUUUCUUCUUCUUCGUUCUUUCUUUCUUUUUUCUUUCUUUCUUUCUUUUUGUUUUCUUUCUUUCAUUUCAUUAUCAUUCUUUAUGUCUUUCUUUCUUUAUUUUUUCUUUUCUUUUUCCCUUUCAUACUUUCUUUCUUUAUAUUAUCUUUCUUUUUUCUUCCUUCUUUCUUUUUUUUACAUUAUUUUUUUCUUUUUUUUUCUUUCUUUCCUCAUUACAUUACGUUUUUUCUUACAUCAUAUUUCUUUCUUUAUUUCUCUUUUGUUACAUUACACCUUUUCUUUCUCUCAUAAAGCCUAUUUCUUUAUUCCUUACUUAUUUUCUUCUUCUUCGUUCUUUUCUUUCUUUUUUUUCUUUCUUUCUUUCUUUUUUUUUUUCUUUCUUUCAUUUCAUUAUCAUUCUUUAUGUCUUUCUUUCUUUAUUUUUUCUUUUCUUUUUCUCCCUUUCAUACUUUCCUUCUUUAUAUUAUCUUUCUUUUCUUCCUUCUUUCUUUUUUACAUUAUAUUUUUUCUUUCUUUUUUCUUUCUUUCCUCAUUACAUUACAGACGAAACACGUCACACGAAAACUUUUCCACAUUGUCAUAUAUCUUUUCUUUAAAACUGUUGUUCAUAUUUAAAAAAAAUUAUAUAUCACUAUCCCAUCUAUCUAUCUAUCUAUCUAUCUAUCUAUCUAUCUAUCUAUCUAUUUAUCUAUCUAUCUAUCUAUCUAUCUAUCUAUUUUUCAUUCUCUGCUUUUCUAUCUCUCUCUCUAUCAAUCUCCACCCCCUCUCUGUAUAUCUAUCUACCACCACCACUCUAUCUAUCUAUCUAUCUAUCUAUCUAUCUAUCUAUCUAUCUAUCUAUCUAUCUCAUUCUCUGCUUUUCUAUAGCUCUAUCUAUCUAAACCCUCUCUCUGUAUAUCUAUCUACCUCCACCACUCUAUCUAUCUAUCUAUCUAGCUAG